GGCUUGUUGUGAAAGUCAACACAAUGGAUAGAUCUCCAUCUCUUCCUGGCUCAAGGGCUGAAAGAUCUGAAAGGCUACUAGUAGCAUCGCACUAGAGGACCGCUGUGCAGAUGUCGAGUGACUAUCUUGAGCUCUUCUGGAGCUUGCUGGAUCUCUCAAAGCAUGAUGAACUGAGAAGCACCAUCCCUAGAAACUUCUCUUGGAAUAUACUCCAUCCUGUCGACCAGACCGCAGUCCUCGUCGCAGCUUGCAAAUUGCCAGUUGUAGCACAGGAGGAGGAGCGAAUACUCGACCUGAUAGAGUGGUUCGUUAAGUCAGGGGCCAGUAUAUCACAGAAAAGCGGAAACACGAACCGGUGCUAUCAAGUGUGGAAAACCAAGGACAAAGAUAACACCACAAUCAAAGUGGAGUUCACGGGACAUUCAGUCAUGUCCUACAUCAACGCUUGGCGACAGGCCUUGCAAGGAAAACCGGAGUGGAAACAGCAAUUCGAUUUCCUCGCCAAAGUCGUAGAAAGAAUUGCAAGAGCCUCAAGACAGUUACAUACCAGGCGUAGAGCGUCUGUGGAUGAAGGCAUUGUUGACAUUUGGGAGAAAUACCUACAUGCCACCAUUUCACACGACCUGACCAUCGAAGCAAGCGAUGGGCGCGUCACAGCUCAUGCUCAGAUGCUUAUGGCGGCAUCUCCAGUGGUCCAAGCAAUGCUGGAAUCGCCCAUGAAAGAACGUCAGACUCUGGGCAUUUCUGAGAAUUUCAAAUGAAAGAAACUAAGAAAGGAAUUAAUUAAAAGGAAAAAACUUUAGCUAGCAAAGGAAAAGGUAAAGGAAAUGAUUGAAAAAAAUCAAAAAAUCAUGACCUCAGGA
Messenger RNA from Cladocopium goreaui, 863 nucleotides. The record is from the annotation of a GenBank genome assembly. Lineage: Eukaryota; Dinophyceae; Suessiales; Symbiodiniaceae.